UGUUGAAAUUACACUGACAGUUACUCCUUAGGAAAAUCUCUGAACUCACAAAACAUUGCGAAAAAUUCGUUUAAGGAGUUUUACAAAAACACAGUUUCAGACUGGCGUCCCCUUGAGUGUUUCCUUCAUUCCCAUGAAAUUCCUUGAUCCAGGAAAUGGAUCAGGAUGAAAGGCAGAGAAAAUUAGAGGCCGGACGAGCAAAGCUUGCUCACUUUAGACGGCGCCGGGCAAAAAGCGAAAGUUCGAGCACGCAGAAAAAGACGCCGAAGAGGAAGGGCCAGACUGUCCAAACGGAUGAACGGUCAGCGCAAGAGCGCCACCUAGAGGAGCCGCAGACAGACGAUUGUCAUGGAGAGAUCAACAAGGAACCCUCAGAGGCAUCACUCAGACCUGAUGGCACAGACAGCAGUGUUCCAGAGGUCCAUCAGUGCAGCAGAGAGGAUGAUGAAACUGAUUCCCAGGAACAGAGGUCCUCUUCUGGGUCUCUUGCAGAGUCAGAGCUGCCUGAUCAGGCAGAGGACGAACUUGCAGAAAUGAAUGUAGUUGCACAUACUGGCAAAGAACAACUGAAGCAAUUACAGGCUGCAGUAGAGAAACGGAAUGAGAUCAUAUCACAGCUUAGUAAGAACCUGCAGGUGGCGCUGCAGAGCAGAGAACAGGUGCAGCUGGAGGCACAGCAGCUCACUGGUCAGAUUCAAGCACUACAACAGCAACUACAGCAGGCUAAAGAAUAUCUACGUAGCAAAAGUCAAGGGUGUGUGGAUCUGACCCAGGCUGUUCAGAAUCAGCUGCAUGUACAAUUGGAGGAGUCGCAACAGAUGACCAAGGAACAACAGUGCCUCUUGGCCCAAAAAGAAACUGAGAUCACAGACCUGCAACAGAAAUUGUGUGUCAUGGAAAAAUCCCUCUCUAAGCUUCAACAUGCCUUUACCCAGAGAAGUGCUGAUCAAAAAGAUCUAAGACUUGACGAACAUGGUGAUUUAGAUUUAUCCAUUAUGAGCCCCCUGUUCCUGGAUAACGGUCCUGACUCAAACUCUGAAGCUUUAAUGCAAAGCCUUAGAGCUGAGCUAGAGGAAGAACGUAAGAACAGCCAGCGAACUCAAGUACAAGUAGAAGCAUUUCAGAAGAGGGUACAGAGUCUGGAGAAUGAGAAGACCCUGAUGGAAGCUCAUCUGGCUGCUGUUAAUGAAACACAAGCCCAGAAAUAUAAAGCAGAGAAAGAUGAACUGAACCAAGAAAUGGCUAGACUAGAUAACCUUGUGAAGGAGCUUCAAAAUCAUCUACACGAAGAGGAGGAGACAGGACAACAUAUGCGUUCCAAAUAUGAAGCCGAUAUUUCCAAUUAUGAUCUCAGGCUUCAGACUCUGGAGGAGGAAAGGGAAUUGAAUGUAGCCCAGCUAACCGAAGCUCAUGAGGCUGCCCUUAGUCGCCUGCAGAAGGAGCACUCUGACGAGAUCCGUCGCGUCCAGGAGCUGCUAAACCAGGCCCAAAGUCAACAUACUAAUUCUCAUCAUAAUUUUUCCAAAGACUUUGGUGCAGAUGUACCCUGGAACAAAGUCUCCAAAGAGCACUACACUGAAGAGACAGUCACUGAAAAUGCUGUCAGAAACAACUAUAGUUUUGACAUCUCUGCAGGGGGUUUCCAGGAUGAUCUUAUGGAGCGUUACUUGGCCUCCGAAGGACCUCAAGAAAGCUCAUUAAUUGAAGGGAGUGUGGAGGAACGUAGCCUGAUGGAAACUUCUGAGACGGCCAGGUUUGAGCUAGACACUGAGGUAAUAUUUCAUGCUUCAGAUGUCCCUAACAAUGUCACAUCUGAUGGUGAUAAGUCUGAGCCAGAACUGUCUGUUGUUCAUGGCAUUGAAGUGCCCCAACCUGAUGAAAUGUCCUUCACUGAUGCCCAGUGGGAAAACUCAACCUCGGUUGUUGAAGAGCUGAAUGAGAGCUCGGGCACUAUGGACUUGGCUAAAGAGCUUCUGAUCCAGCAGUGCCGAGACCUGUCAGAGCAGUUAGAAGAGCGGGAACGACAGCUUGAGGUUCUUCAAGAGGAGGUUCGGCACUCUGCUGAAGAGGUUGAGGAGGCACGGGAGCGUUGGAGCAAAGCUUCGGAGGAGCUGGAGGAAGCUAAGUGGGAGUUGGAGAUGGAACGUGAGAAAAGAAUUCAGUAUGAGGAAGUUAUAAGCCAAAAAAUGCAUGAAGAAGACAGCCUCAAGAACAUACUGAGUCACCUGCAGAUCCAGAAACAGAUGCAGCUUCAGGACAAUGAAAGAUUAAUGCCUGACCACACUGAUUCCAAUAAAACCUCAAUCUUUUUGUCUGUAGAGGAGAUGUUAAAGGAACUAAGGGAGGAAAAUGCCCAAUUGGUGCUAAAGCUCAAAUGUCAGGAGCAGCUAGUGAAGGAUGCCCAUGAACAGAAAGCAACUCAUGACUCUAUUGCUUGUGAGCUUUACUCUUUGCAAGCUAAGAGAGAUGAAUUUUUACUUCAACUGGAGCAACAAAAGGAAAAACACCAAGCUACUUCAGUGCUGCUUGGUCAAAGGACCUUGCAGGUGGACCGAGCCAAUAGUGAGCUUCAGCAGCUCAAAGCUGAAGUAGAGGUGAAGGUUAGACAGUUGCAGAACUUGGAGAAAGAGAAGACAGACCUUGAGUCUAAACUAAUGUGCCUUAAAGAGAACCUCACCAACAUGGAAGAGGAGAAAGCUACCCUUGAAAGAUGUCUCCAAGCUCUGGAGGACCAAGCAAAGAGCAUGGAGAAGGUUCUUGAAUCAGAACUGAAGAACUUUGAGCACCAAAUUGAAUCAAAGGAUGCAGAGCUCAAGGAAUUCAAGGAAGCACAAGAGAAGGCAGAAGAGGAAUACAUGGAGAAGGAGAGUGCCUUGAUGAAAGAACUCAUCAUAGUCAAACAGGAUCUGGAAGAAAGACAGAAGCAACAUGAGGAGGAGAAGAAAAUUCUGGAAGAGAAACACCAGAAAGAGGUUAAAUACUUGAAUGUACGUUUUGAGCGUGAACUUUCCGAGCAGUCUGCUCGUCUGGAAGAUGAGCAGAAGAGACCGAUCAGCAUGAUUAAACAGGUCUAUGAACGAGAACAUGAGAGGGAGCUGACACAGCUGGCUGCCCAACAUAGUGAGGAAAUUGGCAGACUUAAAGAUGAGCUCUCCAGGGAGCUGCAAGACGGCCUGGAGGCUGCACACCAGGCUGAGCUACUCCAAACACAAAGCCAGCACAACUUGGAGCUUGAAGCCUUGCGUCUGAGUUUGACAAACUUGCACACUGCUCAGCUGGAGCUUUCUCAAACCAACAUGCAGAAAGAUAAGGAAGUGGCCCUCAGCGAGCUGCAGACCAUGUUACGAGAGAAAUGGGCACAGGAAAGCGCCAUGCUGCAGACACGCCAACAGUUUGAGCUGGAGCGAAUCCGUGAGCAGAGCCGAGAGCAGGAGCAACGAAACCAACGAGUGCACCAGCAAGAGAUUGAUAAUCUGAAUCAGGAAUGGGAGAGGAGAGUUUUGGAACAGAAGAGCUCAGUGGAGCAAUUUGUGCAGUGCGAUGUUUUCUUUUCUCCAUAGGAUCUAAAGGCAGAGUGGCUCUUGGAGGCUAAGAAGGUCAAGACAGAACUCCAGAGUCAAUUAAAUGAUGUCCAUCAUAAACUUAGUGAGACCCAGGCGGCCCUUACUGAGGCUGAAGUAGCUCUCUCAGAGACGCAGGGUAGGCUAGAAGACCUGCAGCAUUCCAGAGAUCAAGACAUUAAGAAUCUGGAAAAAGAGCUCAACCAGGCCUUGACUGACAGAGAUGCUGCUGCACGUGCACUUGAGGAGUUGGUUGCUUGUCACAAGGCGGCUCUGCAGGAGCAGCUGGAACGUUCUCGAGCCCUGGAGCAGAGAGGAAAAGAGUUGAAGCGAGAGGUUGAGCGUCUGCAGUCAGAAAAGGUGGAACUGAAGACCAGUUCAGAACAGGAGAUCUCAAACCUCUGGUCCCAGCUGGAGAGCAUGAGAACCAACAGACAGGAGCUCGGAGAGCUGAAAGAGCAGUUGCUUGCACGCUCGUCGCGGGUUGAUGACAUUGAGCUACUAAAACAAGAAUUCGCUCAUCAGCGGCUGGAAAUCGAAGAGCAGAAUGAGAUCGAGCUGGAAAACCUCCGCACCUAUUUCGAGCAGAGACUCCAGGUCACAGAAGAGAGUCAUCGGGAAGAAAUCGCACUCCUGCAGCUGCGCCUUGUAGAGGGAGCCCUGGAGGACUCGUUGCUCAAGACUGGAGAUGCAAGCUUUUUUUCAGAAGGGAAGAGCGAUGAUGACAGGAAUGAUGCCAUGGAAGAGAUCACAAGACAACUAGAGAAACACAAGGAGGAGCUGGAUUCUCUGCGGCUGCAGUUAGAGGAGAGACACCAGCAGGAACUGGAGCAGCUGCGGUCCAGCAUGGCUCUGACUUAUAAAGAAGAACUACUCCAGUCUCGCACUGAGCUCACUGACCGAUACUACAAAGACAUUGACCAGCUCAACACCAAACAUGCCCAUGAACUAGAACAGCUCCGUGCCAAACUCUCAGACAACCAUAUCAAAGAAAUAAACAAGAUACGCCUACAGUCUGCACAGGAUGUAGCGAGGCAGGUGGAGGCUGAGGUGAAGGAGAGGACUCAUGAGCACCAGACCAAGGUGACCCAGUUGGAAACCCAGCUAUCUCAGCUCUCCUUAAUGCACUCAGAGGAACUGGAGAAAGUGGUAGCGCAACACAGAGAUCAGCUCAGACAGAUGGAGGAGACACAUCAGAAAGAUGCUGCUGAAGAGUUAAGGGUGCGUCUUGAGGAGGCGCAGAAGGCAGAGAGGAAUCGUGUGAGUGAGGAGUUCACUAAAGGGCAGGCCCAGCUGAGGGAGCAACUCCAAAUUCAGGCUGAGCAGCGCUUGGCAUCGCAGAGAGAAGAGCUUCAGAGAUCUGCUCUGAAAGAGGAGUUGGAGCAGAGGCUUCUGGAGGUCCAAAAACUCCUUGAUGUGGAAAGGGAGAAGCUUCAAGCACUGCAGAAGAGUCUGGAGUGUGAAGAGAGCCCUCAGGUGGUAGUGUUGAAGCAGAAACUCCAGGCUCAAUAUGACAGAGAGUUGUCCACUGCAAAGAGUGCCAUGGCAGCAGAGGUGAAAGAGCUGAAUGCUCUACUCCAGGAUCAGAUGGAGAGCAAGCUACAAGAGGCCCUCUGCAGGCACCAAGAAGAGCAGAAACAACUGGAAGAUAAGUUGACCCUUCAAAGAGAUGCUGCCCUGGGUCAACAGAAAGAACAGCAUGCUGUGGAGCUACAGGCCCAGAAAACACUCCAGGACCAGCGAGUUGCACAAUUAGAGCGUCUUGAAAAGGAGUGUCUGGAACUUAAAAUACUCCACCGGGAGGAACUGGAAUCCCUGAGGACCAGUCACAAAACAGCCUUAGAGACCUUGGAGAUGGAGCUUACAAAUAAACACAAGGUAGAGCUUGACAGAUUGGAGGUGGUCCUUCAGGAGACCAACCUGGCACAGCUUGAAGCUCAAGAGGCGGAGCUUCAGGCACGACACAAGCAGGAGAGGGAGGAGCUUGAGGAGAGGCUGUUGGCAAAUAUGGAUACACUGGAGAGCACGUACUUGAAAGAAAUCCAGGCAGUACAGGACGAGAAGGAAAGAGAACUGCGUGACCUUGUAGAACACUAUACUGAAGAGAUUGAGAGGGUGAGAAAGGAGGAGCAAACCAUCAGAGAGGACCUCAGAAGUGAGCUUGCUAAGGUCCAUAUGGAUAAAUUCAGCGCCAUGGCAGCAGAAUUGAAUCAAGCCCAUCAGGUGGAGAUCUCUGAAGCUGUGUCCUCUCAGAGGGCUGCUCUGGAGGAUGAGCAUCGAUCUGCUUUGGAAGCUCUUCAGCAGCAAGUAGUUGCUUUAGAGAAGCAGCAUGUCGCUGCCCUUGUGGAGAUCACGGAUCUUGCUGCUGCAAAAGAAAAGCAACACGAGCAACAACUGGAUGUGCUGGCUACUCAACAUCAGCAACAGUUACAAGAGUUAAGAGGAGUGUCUGCCAGGGAGCUGGAGGCUCUGCAUAGGGAAUUAGAGGAAGAAGCGUCAAGGCAACGCCUCCACUUCCUGAAAGAGGCCGAGCUUCUCAAGUGCAAGUCUGAGGAGCUGCUGCAGCAGACAAUUGCACCGUUAAAGGAGGAGAGUGACCAGGAAAAAGCUGUUGCUCUUGAGGAGCUGGAAAAGACUUUAAGACAGCAACACGAGCAAACUGAACUCGCCUACAGUGACAAGAUGAGCCAACUCAAUGUGCAACUACAGCAGCUGGACACUGUAGUUUCACAGCUGCGAGCGGAGGUGAGCGGGCUGCAGGUGGAGCUACAGGGCAAGCGGGCAGAGAUGGACACGCUGGAGACGCUCCUGCAACGCAGAGACCUGGAGAACCAGGAGGGAGACAAUCUACUAGCCAUGCUCAGAGCAGACCUCAACACGGCCACACAGCAAAGACAAGACCUGCAAACAGCACGUGACAAACUACAGCGGAUGCUCAUAGAGAUUAUUCGAAUCACUAUGGCAAUGGAAGAGCACAUCAGCCACAAGUUAGGGGUUUGUGUGUCAGGUGGUCGGGCUGGAGACAAAACGCCCAGCUCUAGGACAGCCAGCAGUAGCCGUGAUUCACGUGAAUUAGGAGAGGUGAUUGGUGUAGAGGGAGAUGCUGAUUGUAGUGUGUGGUCUUCGGCUGUGGACGAGGGUUUGGAAUUGUCUCAGAGGCUGUGUGAGAGUGUGUUCUCUGGGCCUGAGGGAGAGAUGGAGGCCGAAGGCGAAGAGCUCAUGCUGGGUGCCUGUACACGUCUGCGCACUGCUGUGGAUAAACUACUGGAGCUGCUCUCCAAGUCCUCACAGCAGUUGGAGCAGAUGUGUGGUCUGCAGGCCGUGCUAAAUGAGCGGUUCAGAGAUGGAGGUGAGGCUGGAGCAUCUCUGCUGUUUCAGAACUCUCAGCUCCUGGAGCAGCUGGAUCAUGAGGCUAAUCUGAAGAGCCAGCUACAAUUGGAGCUGCACAAGUCCGAAGGUCUGAUGGAAGGCUACGUAGCUGAGAAAGCAGCUUUGGAGGAGGCACUUCAGCAGAAGGAAACGCAGCAGCAGCGUCUGGCAGAGGAGCUGGAGAGCACUCGCAUUCAACUGCAGCAGCUCAGUGAAAAUCAUGCCCUCCUCCUGCGUCAGAGAGAAGCCCUCACGGCCGGCCUCAGAGACACUGAGAAGGCUCUGCUAGCGGAGACUGAGCGUCUGGGGCAGGAGUGUGUGGAGGUGCAGCGGCAGGCGGAGAAGGACUGCGGUGGUUUGGCGUCUCGUCUGCAGAUGCUGGAGCAGGCCUUGGAGGAGCAGGAGAGUCGUGCGCAUCAGCUGGAGGAACAGCACCGCCUGCAGACUGAGGACCUGCAGCAACACAUUGAUGCUCUGGAGAAACAGCUCAAACAUAACCGCCAGUUCAUAGAUGAACAAGCAGUGGAGCGGGAGCAUGAGAGAGAUGAAUUCCAGCAGGAAAUAAAAAAUCUGGAAGAUCAAUUGAGACAACCAUCUAAAGUACACACAGGAGGGGACAGCAAGGGUCAGAGGGUAAGGGUCCAUGUCUAGAACUUUAUGGCGCUUUUCCACUGCAUGGUACGGCACAGUACAGCUCGGUACGGUUCACUUUUGGGGGCAGAGGAGCAGAUCCAGCGAGAUGUGGAAGAGCGUAAUGAAGAGAUUGAAAAAUUGACAGCUCGUAUCCGUGAGUUGGAGCAGGCAUUGCUGAGCUGUGCAGAGGCCAGCCGAACUGGAACACAGCUGGAGCAAGAACUUCAGAAAGCACGCAAAAACCUUCAGGAGCUCACACAGGAUAAAGAAGCUUUGCAGCAGCAGCAGUAUGUUAAUAAGCUUCAGAUCUCUGCCCUACAGUCCAAACUUGAUGAGACCAGACACCGUUUCCCUGAUGUGACCCCUGACCCCAACCUCCGGGAGCAGCUUGAAGCCUCACAGCAGGAUCUGCAGACCAAAGUACAACAGGUGGAGUUGCUGUCAGAACGUAUAAGUGAGCUCGAGAAGGAUUUGGUAGUGAGGGAGGAAGAGGUCGGACAACUAACACUACAGCUGGAGCUCAAAAACACAGAGAGCAGAGCUACAGAAGAGCAGCUCCACAUGCACAUCACUCACCUGCAGGAGACUGUGGACACUUUAACAAGGCGACUAGAAGAGGGCAGUGACGAAUCCAUCCUUCAGCUGCCUUCUGCCCUUCUGGAGGAGAAGAAUCUGGAGAUCGACCACUUAAACCAGCAGAUCCUCCAGCUGCAGCAAGAGCUUGACACGACCAGUGAUAAUAAGACUCUAGAGGAAAAGCAAGCUGAGAUUGAAGACCUGCGCUCUCUGGUUGAACGUCUUCGUUGUGACCUGCAACGUUUACGGCAGGCAAAGGAAGAAGAGACUGAGCAACUCCACGAGGUUAUUAACAAGCUUCAAGAGGAGUUAAGCCAGCUUGACCCCAACUAUCAUGAGGUCAGUGACCCCAACACUGACAGCCCCGAGUCAUCUGACUUCCCCUGGUCCCCUCAUCCUCGCCAACAGAGGGCGCCUGAGGAAAGCCUGUGCCAGGAGCUCAGUAGCCACAUGCUGCAGUCGUCUCGCGCUCGCUUGCAGGAGUUACAGAUUAAACUGGAGCGAGCAGCUGAAGAGAAGGACUCUCUACAGAGACUGUUGCUCUCCCAAGAAGAACAGUAUGGAAGCCAGGUGGAGGCACUCGGCCGGAGUCUUGGAGAGGAAAGGGGGAAGGUGGCUGUGUUGGAACAGGAAGCAAAUGAGCUGAAACUCCAGCUAGAGGAGAAGCGGACAGAAGCUGAGAGAUUGGCGGAUCGUGUGGAAGUGUUGGAAGAUACAGAGCAAGCUCAUCAGUCCAGGCUUAGAGAGUCUGAGCUCCAGCUGAGAAGAGCGGAAGUGAGAAGAGACGAGGUCCAGCAGGAGCUUGGCAGGCUGCAGGAGGAGGUGAAGAACCAGUGUGUUGAGAAGGAGCUUCUGGAGAACCAAAUCUCGAAACUGCAAAACAAAGAAGAGGAAUAUCAGAAUGAACUUGUCGCUUUACAGUUCAAACUCGACGGGCUUGAGGAAAACGUCCAAGUAGGCAAAGCCACCAUCAUUGCCUUGGAGACAAGCAAAAGUGAACUGUCCAUUGAGAGAGAGGCUCUGAGAAAACGGGAGGAAUGCCUCCAGGAGGAAAUAGAGCGUUUGAAACAGGAAUUGACAUCAAAGACUAACUACAUUAAAGAACUACUUGAUCAACAUAAGGACACGGUGGCUAAACAAGGGGAAGCUCAAAAAGAAGUACUGACGUGUGCUGAAGAGACCUUGGCUAAAGCUGAGACUGCUUUACGUGAGAGAGAACAGCAGCUGAUCCACCUGAGGGCGGAGUGUGAUGCUCUAAGGGCGGAGCUAGCAGCUGUGAAGGAGGGGCUUAGUACCAGCACAGAGAGAGCUGAAAAGCUACUGGAAGAGGGACAGACGAAAGAUCGUGCGUUGGCUGAUCUCGAGGUCCAUAACCAGCACCUGAAAGCAGAGCUGCGGAGUCUGCAGGAUGACCUGGCUGUGCAGGAAGAAGAGCUGGCCUAUCAGCAGCAGGAGCUAGAGCAGCUCCAACAGCGCUGCAACCUGCAGGACCAUCAUCCCAAACAUGGCCACCGUUUUCUUGAAGGCCUUUCCCGUGACCCAUCCCUCUCUGCUUCCUUAUCUUCACCAGAAGUCCUGCGUAGGUUGGAGUACAGUGAAGAGCACCCCUCUCGUCUGCAUGUGUCUCACCUCUCAGACCUCAGUGCGCUACACAGCGCCAGCCUAGAGCUCCACAGCAAGCCUUCGCCUAUGGAGCGGGACAAAGAGAGACCACACGCCAGACAAACUUUUAUCCCACCUUCAGAGGAAGUCCCACCCAGCAUACACACUGGAUCCCCUUGCUCACUUACUGUGUCCGAACACCUUUCUGUGCUUGACUCCCUGGAUGCAGAUACGGUUCAUGAAUUGGACAAUUCAGAUGUGACGCCAUCUCUGUCUCCACUUGGUUCCAACUCUCCUGGGUCUGUGCCGGAGUGGGUCAGCGAUGGAUAUGGCAGCAACGUGAGCUCAGAGUUGGAGGCCAUGCUGAGGCUUGAGUUGGAGAAUACAGAGCAUUUAGAUGCUCAUUUUGUGGAGUAUCUGCGCUGCAGAGGAAUGUCACCUGCUGAAAACACAGAUAGUGCUGCAGGCAGUAUGCACGAGAGCCAUGAGGCCCUCACACCUGAGUUACAAGCUAUGUUGAAGCGCGUCUACCAGGAAAGCUGUAGAAUCCUGUCUUUGUCCCAUCGCCCUGCCCCAUCUGGCCAGUCCCGCCCAGAUUCUGAGCCUGCCCCGCCCCCCUCCUGGCAGAGGGAAAGACGGGCCUUACAGGAGACCAUCUUAUCACUCAGAGAGCUGCUCUGCAGGAUGGCUGACAGGAAACCCAGGACUGACAGUGGGGAUGUGGACUGGAGGCAUGAGCUAUUGCAGGCUGUCCGCAGUUUGUUUGACAGUGAAAGGGAAUGGCUUCACUCUCAGCUUCAAGCUUUCAUGGCAACCGCUACUCAGAUGGACCUCACCCCUUUGUUGGAUCAGUUAAAGAAACUGUUUCAGAAGCAGGAGGAGCAGCAGUGGAGAUCUCUAGAGCAGCUGUUCAACGCAGACCGUCACAGUCUAUUGGCUGAGGUGCGCAGCCUGCAUGCACAGCUGCAUGCAAGCACCCAGCAGAGCCAGGAACAGCUGCGGCAGCUGCAGGAUUCCCUACACACCGCAAAAGAACAGGGCAUGGAAAUGCAACAUCAGCUGCAUAAAGAUGUAGAAGAGCUGGAGUUGCGGCUGCAACAGGAACAAACAGUGUCACAUGAUCUGCACUCCUCUCUGGAAGCUGAGAAAAGUAGGGGAUUGGAGGGGCAGAGGCAGUUGGAGGCAGAGCUAAAGGCUGUGUCAGUGCUGAAGGCGGAGCUAGAAGAGACCAGGCUAGAGCUUCAGACUACAUACAAAAAUCAAGAUGAAUUAAAGAGCCAAAUUCACAAGCUCAGGCUAAAGCUGGAAAAUGUUGAGGCUGAACAUCGAGCCUGUCUCCAGGCAUUGGAGAAAGAGCAGGCUAGAGUACAGGAACUCCAGGAGGACCUUCAGCAGCAGCGACUCAUCAACCAACAGACAGUUGAGCAAAACCACCAAACACAGGAGUCUUUGCACCAGGCUUUAAAUGAGCAAGCAUCACAUGUCAGUCAGCUUAACUCCACACUGGACCAGGAGUGUAUCACAUCCAGUAACCUGCGCUCUGAGCUCCAGAUCGAGCAGUCUCGUUGUGAGGCCCUGCUGGCCCAGGAACGCGAACGCACUGAACUUGCGCUUUCCUGCCUUGAGGAGGAACGCUCUCGAUCAGCAGAGCUAUCAGAUUCUCUCUCUCGCCAAGCCCAGGAGCAUGUGCGCCGUUUAGAGGAGGAAGCUCGGAGACAGGAAGCAGCCAGUGCCCAUGACAGAAAGUUUAUACAGGACCUACGGGCGCAACUGGAACAGGAGAGGCGUCAGGGAGAGGACCUGGCAGCCAUGUUGGAACGUCUGCAAGGGCAGGUGCUGGAAGGGAAGCGCAGGCAAGCGGAGCAGGCAGAGCAGGAGGCACACAAGGAGCAGGAGGAAGUGAGGAGGCUCCAUGCUGCUCUGGAAGGCCUGCAGACUCAGAAAACACAGGUCGGACACACUUUAGAGGCGGCGCGAGAAAGAGCUGCUCAGUUACAAACAGAGUUGGAUGUGAUGAAAGAAAAAUUGAGAGUGGUGAAAGAGAGGGAGAGAGUGAGGGAGGAGCAGAUGGAGAGGCAGAGGAGACAGGAGAAACAGGAGCAGGUGGAAAAGGAGCGACGACAGGAACGCACCAAUGAGAAACUGUUGGAGUUGGAAGUGUUGCGUGAGAAGGAUCAGCAGCGGUUGAGGCAGCUGCAGCAGACGUUGGCUGACCUGGAGCACAAAGAGAAAAGGCUCACAUCAGAAUGCCUGCAGAGAGAGACACACUCCAAUGGCCUGACCUUAGGCCAGAAUGCACUCUCAAACAUCUCUCAGGAUUCAACCUCAUCCACUAACUCUCUAAUGGAACGUUUGCUGAAGGAGAACGCCGAUUUCUCUGAGUGUCUCGCUGCUCUGAGUGAGGAGAAGAUCUCCCUCAAACACACUAUAUCCUGUUUGGAGAGAGACCUGCAAAGCCUGAAACACCAGGAGCAGGUGAAAUCUCCUGCUGUUACGGAGCAGUGUAUGUUAUCAGAGAAGCUGGACUGGCAGAAGGAAAAAGCAACUCUUCAGGCUGUGCUGCGUAAAGCAGAGGCUGAACUCUCAAAAGUCACAGCUAGCAAUGAAAACAGACCCACCUAUGACCUCUCUAAUAACCGGGUGCAGCGGCUCUAUGAGAGAUACCUGCGAGCGGAGAGUUACAGGAAGUCGCUGGUGUAUCAGAAGCAUUAUCUGCUAUUGCUGCUGGGAGGGUUUCAAGAGUGCGAACAGGCUACUCUUGUGCUAAUCGCUCGUAUGGGUGCGCAGCCGACAUUGAGCCAAUCAAAGGCCUCUAGACCUCUAAACCGCUUCAGAACAUCUGUCAGAGUAGUCAUCGCUAUCUCAAGACUGAAGUUCCUCACUAGGAAAUGGCAAAGAGCUACAAGGAAAAUCUCAGUAGGCAGUGCUACAGUUAACGGGCAUGGAACAGGACCAAGCACAGUUCCUGCCUUGAGGACUGAAGUGCUGAGGCCACAGCAGACUGGAGUUGCGUUCAACUCUCCACCCACCCAUGAUCAAGCCUUUGCGCAAAGGGGUGUGGUCUCGUCUCUGGUGCCGCCAAUCAAAUCACCCUUCAGACUGAAUCAUAGGUGA
Molecule: messenger RNA, 12854 nt
Organism: Sinocyclocheilus anshuiensis
Lineage: Eukaryota; Metazoa; Chordata; Actinopteri; Cypriniformes; Cyprinidae
Product: pericentrin-like
Exons: 52
Biological process (GO): signal transduction
Molecular function (GO): molecular adaptor activity
Source: RefSeq, a predicted model, not a curated record